Rhineura floridana is the source of this 2775-nucleotide messenger RNA. It is a transcript of the gene LRRD1, whose product is annotated as leucine rich repeats and death domain containing 1. Gene Ontology annotation, molecular function: protein binding. The transcript is spliced from 5 exons. Lineage: Eukaryota; Metazoa; Chordata; Lepidosauria; Squamata; Rhineuridae. Bases 1 to 2775 code for a protein of 924 amino acids. The record is from RefSeq and is a predicted model, not a curated record.
AUGUCUGGUGAAAAGGAGGAGGAACAGUCCUCCGAUAUAAAUCUUGAGGGAGUGAAUGAAAUCUCUCCAAAGAUUUCUGAAAAUGACAGAAUGCAAUUAAUUGAAAAGCUUAAUGCAAUUGAAAAUUUCCCAAGUCCAUUAGUUGAAGAAAGUAAAAAUGCAUCUAGUUAUAAUGAAGAAAAUCAAAAUGAAUCUAGCUCUAAUGAUACUGGACUUAAAAUAUUAUCCUCAGAAGUGUUUGAGACAGAUUCAAAACCAGAUAUAUCACAAUCACCAUCUGUUUAUGACGUUUCAUCAUCAAGCAGUUUGUACAAUGAAAAGACAGGUGAAUCCAAGGAGAAUCUCAUGGAACAACCAACAGAAAGCUCUCCAGAGGUUUCUGAAAGCCAUUCAGAAAAAGAUACUUUACAUUCUACAGCAAAACUAGAAAUGCGUAAAAAACUACCAGAAAUUCUGAUGUCUGAUACCAAGAACACUGAACUUCUUGCUUAUCUGUAUGCUGAAGGAUUAAGUGACAUCCCAUCAGGUUUUUUUGAAGGACGAGCUAGGAGAAGUUUAUUAUUAUCUAUAGAGAAUACUUCAGUACCUGAAAAGACAUCAGUGGAGAUGCUGUCUGAAAUGAUUGAUGAUGUCACUGUUCAAUUAAAUGCUAAAGGACUGAUUGAAAUACCUUUGGGGAUUUUUGAGAUUAAAAUGUUAAAGUAUUUGUAUUUAAACAAUAAUGAAAUCAAAAUCAUUCCAAGAGACAUAAAAUCAUUGACAAACCUGGAAAUAUUAUCCAUAGAAAAAAAUCGGUUAACAUCAUUACCUCCUGAAAUUUCCCUACUUCAAAACCUUAGAACUUUAAACCUUAGUCAUAACCAAAUAUCAUUCCUUCCCAUUGGAAUUUCAAAACUUUCAAGACUUAAGUGUCUUUUAAUAAGUCAUAACAACAUUGAAAAGUUCCCUUCUGCAUUAGAAAACCUUGAAACAUUGGAAAUUUUAGAUCUUAGUGGAAAUAAACUAACUCCACCAGACACUAUAACUACCAUGAAACGUUUGAGUGUGCUCUACUUAAAUUCCAAUAAAAUUUCAAUAUUCCCAAAGGCUCUCUGUUACCUUCCAAAUCUAAGUAAACUCAGCUUGUCAGAAAAUCAGAUCCAGAGUUUACCAAAGGAAAUUAAAGAGCUCAAAAUGUUAAAAGAACUUUUGCUAAAUAACAACAAGCUUACAUUUUUGCCUGUACAGCUCUUUCAACUGAUACAUAUAGAAAAAUUGAGACUGGAUGAUAACCAGUUAGAAAGCCUAUCGGAUAAAGUAGAGAAUUUACAAAAGCUUCGAGAUCUCAGUCUUGCCAAGAAUUUGUUCAAAAUCAUUACAGACAAUAUUUGCAGCUGUACCAUGCUGGAAUGCCUGAACCUAAGUGACAACCAGUUUAAAAGGUUUCCUACCAAUCUGUACAAAUUAAAAUAUCUAAGGGAACUUUACAUAAGCAGAAAUCAGUUAAUCUUGUUAGAUGAACAAAUAGCAUACUUUAAAGACCUCUCAAUUUUGGAGGUAUCAGGGAAUGCUUUAAUGUACAUCCCAGUUGAAAUAAAAAGUUGUGCAGAAAUUACUAGAGUUGAUAUGAGUUACAACAGGUUGGCCUUGUUUCCAGUGGGACUGUGUGCAUUGACUGCCCUUAAUCACCUAAAUCUCAGUGGAAAUUAUAUUUCAGAAAUAACUAUUGAAAUUUCAUUCAUUAAAAACCUACAGUAUUUAAAUUUUAGUAAGAACAAAUUGCCUUCAUUUUCCAUGCACUUGUGCACUCUUGCCAAACUAAGUUACCUAGACCUAAGUAACAAUGAAAUAAGUAGUGUUCCAAUAAAUGUUCAAAAAAUGAAAUCUCUUCAGGUUCUGCUCUUACACCAUAAUAAAUUCAUUCUGUUUCCCAGAGAGUUAUGUGCACUAAACCGCCUUAAGGUACUUGAUCUUUCAGAAAAUAAGAUACAACACAUUCCCUCAGAUAUUAAUGAACUGCAGGAACUAAAAGACUUAAAUCUAUCAGACAACCAGUUUGUAUCAUUUCCAACUGAAAUUUGUCGGCUUUCAUCACUGCAGAAGUUAACAUUGUGCCAAAAAAAUGGACUGAAGUUAAAAUCACUUUCAGAAGAGAUAUCAAAGCUGCUGGCACUUAAAGAGCUUGAUGUAUCUCAUAAUGAAUUACAAGAAAUGCCAGAAGAUGUAGGGGAAAUAAAAUCUUUGGUUACUUUAAUAGCAAAUGACAAUUGCUUAACAAAGCUUCCCUUGAGUUUUUCAUCACUCCACAAUUUACAGUGCCUGAAUCUCAGAGAAAACAAGAUGCUACAUUUGCCUAGUGAUUUGCACCUUCUUCUGGGACUGAAGGAUAUAAAUUUUGAUGGAAAUGCUUUGAUCAGGCCUCCACUGGAAGUCUGUAAAGGAAAACAACUGCUCCCCAUAACACGCUACAUGGAAAGUGCUGAUCAAAGAGAUGAUAAGAUCUUGGAGAAAGUAUUGAAGACCAUUUCCAGCAAUAUUCCCUUUGAACAUUUUGAAUUUUUUUGCCAAAAACUGCAGCUCACCAGUGCUGUAAUCAAAUCGAUCGAAACAAACAGGGCUCUUUUGUUAGAAGAAAAGGUUACUCAGGCAUUGACCCACUGGAAAACUGCAAAUCUAAACUUGUCUCCAGCUGCUAUGACAGAUCAACUGAUUAGAGUACUAACUAUGACCGGUCUGUAUUACCUGACCAACAAAGUGAAAGCUUUAAAACUCUGUUCAAGACUGGUGAAGUUCUGA